Molecule: messenger RNA, 1335 nt
Organism: Sporothrix schenckii 1099-18
Lineage: Eukaryota; Fungi; Ascomycota; Sordariomycetes; Ophiostomatales; Ophiostomataceae
Product: L-asparaginase
Exons: 3
Coding region: 1-1335 (444 amino acids)
Molecular function (GO): hydrolase activity
Source: RefSeq, a predicted model, not a curated record
AUGAACGGCCUCUUGGACAAGACCAGCCACCGACAGCACGUGCCAAUCCAACCACGCAUCAUCAUCCAUGGCGGCGCCGGCAACAUUUCGCGGACGACGUUGACUCCCGAACGACGGAUCGCUUACCGAGCAGCCCUGAAGGAGAUUAUUACGCGCACCAAAGAAUACAUGGCAUCGGGUACGGCUGCGCCGUCGGACUCGUCGGGUCCGACUGCACUUGAGAUGGCCACGUUCGCCAUCGUUCUGCUCGAGGACUGCCCGCUCUUCAACAGCGGCCACGGCGCCGUGUUUACACGCGACGGGAUCAACGAGCUCGAGGCAGGCAUUAUGGUAUCACGGGGCCGAGCCAAGCGGGGGGUGGGCGUGAUGGGACUGCGCCGGGGUGGGAGCGCUGGCCGGCGGGCGAGCCGCACAAGCCGCGAGGACAGCGAGGACAUGCAGGGACCCAACAUUGACUCUGGCGCCCAAGGCCAUGCGCAGAUUUAUGGUGCAGCCGCCGAGGCGUUGGCCACGCGCUACGGACUGCCGCUCGUCGACCCGUCCUACUUUUUCACGCAGCAGCGGUGGGACGAGCAUAUACGUGCUCUCGAGGCCGAGAAACAAGGGCGGGCGGCCACGAGCUCCUGGUCGGCCAGCGAGUACCUCCCACAAGGCACGUGCGGCGCGGUGGCCCUAGACGCGGACGGGGUGGUGUGCUGUGCGACGAGCACGGGCGGCCUGACGAACAAGGUGACGGGCCGCGUGGGUGACACGCCAGUGGUGGGUGCAGGCUCGUGGGCGGGCACGUGGGCCGAGGACGGCGAUCCGACGGGAUGGGCGGUCGCGGCAGCGAGAACAGCAGGGGGUGUGCAGACGGCUCGCCCGGUUGUCGAGCUGUCUCGGGCUCUCUGCAACCUGCUGGCCGAUUGUCUUCCGAUUCCCUCGCCGACAGCCCUUUUUUAUGAACCUCUAUCGUCGACGCCAUCGUCGUCCACAAAAACAACACGUUCCAUCGGCCUCUCUGGCACGGGCAACGGCGACUCCUUUUUGCGCAUCAGUGCUGCGCACACGGUCGCGGCCAUGGCGCAGUACAAGCCGCUGUCGUUGGCUUCCGCGCUUUCGGCCGUGGCUGGUCCAGGCGGGUUGUUGCAGCAGAGUGCGGGCGAUCGCUGGGGCCGCGCCGGCGAGGGCGAAGGCGGCAUCAUUGGUGUUGAGUCUGUGGUUGUGCACGACGACCGUGGCCAUGUCCGGGAGGUCCGCACCGCCGUGAUCCAGGACUACAACAGCGGCGGCAUGUUCCGCGCUUGGGUCGACGAUGCCGGUGAGGUGCAGGUGCGCAUUUUCCGGGACAAGUAA